AUGUCGACGAGGUCGCCCGACCGAAACCGUUAUCGUUCCAAUUUCCUCACUGAUGGGACCUUCGCCAAAGUUCUCACGUUCACCGCGUGCGCACGUUCUUUCUCGUCGACUUUUCUUACCCUUCAAGUUCCCCGUCUUUCAUCGUUGCGUUGCCAUGUUCACUACGCUGGGGGAUCAUCAUCAAUGCCUUCUGGAAUAUUACUUGUCGCGGGUGGAGUCAACUUGAUGCCGCCGCCCUCUCGCCAUUAUCAGGAUCCUCCGUAUAAAUUGUUAGCAGCAGAGCGAUUCCCAGCCGCCCUCUUGACUUCGACUCGACAUCUACGACAAUCCUUACUAGCACCCACACAAUUUCCCACUCAGUCGCGUGUGCUGCAUUCCCCCUCCCUUCCCCCCUUCAUGUCGAUGCUUCCCCAAGAAAUAAUAGAUCAAAUAAUCGCCUACCUCCACGACGACACUCAAUCACUUCGCGCAUGUUCCACAGUAUACCGCACAUGGACGCAAUCAAGCCAACGCCAUAUAUUCCAUCACAUCAGCAUCGAUCUCCAGCCCUCUAGCAGCAUUGUACCGACAUUUUCCCAAUCCCUAACUUCAACGCCUCACAUCGCCGAGUGUUUGCAGCACUUAUCAGUCAGCGAAGAGACUUCCUUGGGACGGGCUGACAACCCCGACAUGCUGUAUUCUAUACACAGCCUCACAGCGCUCUUUCCGGUGCUGGUGAACCUGACUACCCUCCACAUCAACUUCAAUUUUUCACCAUGGGAACCCAGCCACGACAUGGAGAAUAUGCUUCUCACCGCAGUUCAUACUCCAACCCUCGCCGAGGUCACUUUUGCCUCUAUCAGCUCGCUGCUCCAUCCCCGGACUGUCCUAUCCUUGUUUAGGGGAACAUCUGUCAAGAAGCUAUUCAUCCACGACUGGGAGGGAAGUGGCACGGUUGAAGGUCCUGUUCCACCGGGUAUCCCCUUACCAUCGAUCUCAUUUCUUUCGCUCUCUUUCAACUACUCAAUGGCUAAUAAAUGGGAUCCCAAAACUUAUAUCGGCGACUUUCCGCACCUAGCAACUUUCCGGGUCGUCGUUGAAUACUGGGAUGAGCUUGUAGCACACUGCCGCGCCAUCGACCGAAGGUUUCCUAGUAUUGACACGUUUCAAUGUCACUGGGAGGGCGCCCAUUUCUCUCUUAGUCCUAGAGAUUCCGGUCCUAUCUCUGUCCCGGACAUUACGCACUUCCGUCACAUCCACCUUACAAUCAAUGCUCGGCACGCCCACUGGGUCCAGGUGCACCAAAUCGUAUUGUGGUGGGGAUACGUCUUUCGUAACGCUGGCAAUUCUAUUAUCGAGACGGCAACGUUGUCGUUCCCUAUGCGGUUUCCUCUGGCGUCCGGUUCGGAAGAGGCAUCGUGGUGGCAUACUCUAGAUUCCCUUCUAGCGGACCAGCGAUUAGCUCGCCUACACACCGUACAUCUCGAGGCUAUACAAUACCGGAACAGUACCAAUGUUGAUCGCUUGGCGGUAAAGUCAAGGGUGGAGGUCGCUUUCCCGGAACUUUACCGUUUGAUGAUUCUUAAACUCAAAAUAUUAGACAUUGUGUACCAUGGCCCUGCUCUACUGUUCAAAGCGUCGGUAAACAAUCCUGAGAUGCUUCAAGUUGCUGCUGUUAAUGAGCGAGGAAACCACAGUGUAUAA
This is a messenger RNA of Guyanagaster necrorhizus, 1683 nucleotides long. RefSeq lists its product as uncharacterized. NCBI's taxonomy places the organism in Eukaryota, Fungi, Basidiomycota, Agaricomycetes, Agaricales, Physalacriaceae. The record is from RefSeq and is a predicted model, not a curated record. The transcript is spliced from 7 exons. Gene Ontology annotation, molecular function: protein binding. The coding region runs from base 1 to 1683 and encodes 560 amino acids.